Messenger RNA from Drosophila teissieri, 1653 nucleotides. Its product is annotated as RNA polymerase-associated protein Rtf1-like. The record is from RefSeq and is a predicted model, not a curated record. Gene Ontology annotation, cellular component: Cdc73/Paf1 complex. Gene Ontology annotation, molecular function: RNA polymerase II C-terminal domain phosphoserine binding; DNA binding. NCBI's taxonomy places the organism in Eukaryota, Metazoa, Arthropoda, Insecta, Diptera, Drosophilidae. Bases 185 to 1504 code for a protein of 439 amino acids. The transcript is spliced from 2 exons.
UAUUUUCUUAACCUAAAAAUCAAACCUGUAUUUUAUGAUAAAUUGCCACCAUAGACAUUUAUUGGGUGUCAAUGCUGAUCCUUCAAAACUUCAAAGUCUCAGUGAAUUGAAUCGAAAUAGAUUUUUGAGUUAGAGGACAACAAGUUCAACGUUCCAUUAAAGUUGGAAACAGCCCUAUUACAGAAUGAAUGAGCGCGUAUGGACAAGACGUAAGAUCACAAAUAAACGGGAGUCUGGUGACAAUAAAGCUCAUGCUUUUAAGCGAUUAUUGGCAAUGCGGAACAACAAAUUCAGCAAGGGCAAAUUUUCCGAAGACUGUGCAGGGAAGACUGAAGCUAGUAAUUAUUGCAAUGCACAAAAGCGGAAGGAGGUAAAUAUCAUGGGUAUAGAGACUUGUUCCGGAGAUUCCUCGCCACACAGUGAGUGGGAGAAUGUAUCGCAAAACGUUCCGCCAGAGAAAUUUAAAAAUGAAGCACACGUAUUCGACCGGGAACAGCUAAGUAGAGCAGUCAUAAAACGAAACGAGAUGGAGAAUUUACUAGAAAAAUCUAUUUUCGAGGAGACUGUAACCGGAUCCUUUGUGCGGCUAAGUGUUGGAAAAAUCUACUGCAUUUACGAAAUUAUUGAUCUGAAUCAUGACAGAAAGGUCUCCCGAGUAGGCAGUAAGCACACCAAUCUGGUCCUGACCUUGAGGUGCGGUUCCGAAAAGCGUUAUUCGCGUAUAGACAUGGUUUCAAAUCAGCCAAUUACACAAAAGGAAUUCUUAUUGUGGUUGGCAACCAAUCUGCGCGAUCGACACAUUUUGCCAAAACUUUGUGACAUUGCAAAAAAGCAGGUGCAGAUUAAAAAGGCCUGUAAAUACAAAUACCCUGAAGCUGAUGUGGAGAAGCUUAUUCAAACCAAAAGGAAAGCUGGUCUAGAGCAGAAUGUCGCUUACAGAAAAAUUCGUCUAAUUAUAGAGCGGGAUGUGGCAGCGGGUAAAGACGAUGUGGGAAAAGUGCAAGCGUUGGAAAAGGAAAUCCAAGAGAUCGAUGAGGAACACAGACUCCAUAUCGAAAAUUCUGGCCAGCAUCGGUACCCCGUAAUUAGUUCUUCGCGCGUGGUUCAUAAGCCUACCAUUUACCGGGACGAGUUAGGUGUGGCUCCCAGAGGCAAAAGUUCCUUUGGUAAGCGAUCCGCGAAUCCCAAUCAACUUAAGUUAGAGCAGUAUAUGCGACGAAAAUAUAAAAAAAGUGUUGUCGUCAGUCGCAGUCGACUUGAUGAAGAAUUGUAUGAUCAGGAGAAGGUUUCUUCAACUACGAUACACGAAAUUCCUACCGAAAAAGAAAAGAAGGAGGGUGAGGCUGAGACAGAAAAAAAAAAAGGGAGAGAGGAAGAUCUCCAUUUGCAAAAGUUAAACACUUUUAAAAUUGAAUUGGAUACGACAGGAUUAAUUCCUUUCAAUGAAAUUUUCACAAAUGUGAAGUUUGAUAGCCCUUGGGAUGAGAUAAUGAAAGGCAACUAAGGAUUUCAAACCACUAUUUACGAGUGUAAUGCUUAUUUGUGCAACAAAUGGAUCAAAUCUUAUAAAAUGUAAUUAUUUUCGUGUGAUUACUCUUAAGGAAUGGCUAUGCCAAAUGUUGCUAUUUUUUGAAAGUCUCAGUUGUCAAAUAA